Messenger RNA from Erinaceus europaeus (western European hedgehog), 3146 nucleotides. It is a transcript of the gene KIFC2, whose product is annotated as kinesin family member C2. Bases 65 to 2422 code for a protein of 785 amino acids. Lineage: Eukaryota; Metazoa; Chordata; Mammalia; Eulipotyphla; Erinaceidae. Gene Ontology annotation, biological process: microtubule-based movement. The record is from RefSeq and is a predicted model, not a curated record. Gene Ontology annotation, molecular function: ATP binding; microtubule binding; microtubule motor activity. The transcript is spliced from 18 exons.
GACUCUGCGGCUGGCGGGGACGCGGGGCGGCGCGCAGCGGGGCCCUCUGCCGCCCCGUGCUCCCAUGUACGCCUUCUACUCACUGCUCAUCUACAUCUUCUACAGCCUUUUCCGCAGGGAUGGCGGGGCCGUGGCAGCUGCCCACCCCGGAGACCCUGCUCAGAGCACCGGCAGCAAGCCUGGGGGCCGUCGCCGCCCCAACCAGCCCUCGACAGAGCUGUGUACCGAGCUGAGCGACCUAGUUGGCUGCUCAGACUCGGAGAAUGUGCCCGGGGCGGGAGCCGAGGGACAGCCAGCCGAGGUCUCCCUGGAAGAGGCUCUCGUGCGUCUCGCUGAGUUCCUUUCAGUCCAGCUGGGGGCAGAAGAGAAUUGUGGGAACACUCCUGACCCAAGCAAGCCUGGCGAUGUGCCCCCACUGCUGACAGUGACUGGUCAGCUUCUGGCCCUCCUGGCAUGGAUCCGGAGCCCGAGGGGCAGGCAGGUCCUCCACCAAGGAACACAGCUUGCAUCAGGGGUACAACCCCCGACUCUGGUUGGGUCCUCACCCCAAAAAGAUUUCCCUUCCCCUUCACAAGGGGAUGAGCCCCAGGAGCAGCAGCCCCUCCAGUUGGAGGAGGAAGAGCAGAGGGCUUGGCAGCGGCUGGAGCAGCUCAUUCUUGGACAGCUGGAAGACUUGAGGCAGCAGCUGGACCUGCAGGAGGAGGAGCUGGGCCGACUGCGCCUGGGCGUGGGAGCGACAGACUCAGAAAAAAGAGUGCAGCAUCUAACCCUGGAGAAUGAGGCUCUGAAGCAGAGCCUGAGCCUCACACGCGACCUGCUGCUGCACUGGGGCCCUGGCUCUCAGCCCCGGGCCCCCCAGGAGGAGGCGGAGGCCCUAGUGGAGCUGCAGGGCCGACUCCAGGAGGCCCAGGACACCACUGAAGCCCUUCGGGUACAGUUGGGGGUGCAGGAGGUGCAGCUGCAGGGCCUUCAGGGCGCCCUCCGGCAGCUCCAGCAGGAGACUGAGCAGAACUGCAGGAGGGAGCUGCAGCAGGUGCACAAGCAGCUGGCAGGGCUUCACACGCGCAUGGUCAGUCUGCGUCAGGGCUGUGGAGACCUUCGAGGACUGGUCAGCACCUUCACUCAGAGCUGCCAGGGCUCACUAAGUGAGGCCCAAGGCCAGGUAUCCUGGGCCCUGGGAGCUCUGUCAGCAAGAGGGCCUGGGAAUCAGCUCCCUGAGGAACAACAGCAGCGGCCCACUGCUGGAUGCCCUGGGCGGCUGUUGGAGCUCAAGGGAAACAUCCGAGUGCUGUGUCGACUGAGGCCAGGGAUGCCCUCCAGUCUGGUGAAUGCAGAGCCUGGUCCUGGAGGCACUGUUACCACCAGCUAUCGGGGUCGUCAGCGUCACUUUCGCCUGGACUGGGUCUUCCCUCCAGAUGCCAGCCAGGAGGAGGUCUUCAGAGAGCUAGAGCCCACUGUGCUGUCUUGCCUCCAGGGCUACAGCGUCUGCAUUUUCACCUAUGGACAGACGGGAACUGGAAAGACCUACAGCAUGGAGGGCCCACCUGAGGACCCCGGCAUAGCUCCCAGGGCACUGCAGUCGCUGUUCAGGGAGAUGGGCAGUGGAGGGCAGCACCGAGUAACCCUCAGCAUGGUGGAGAUCUACAAUGAAGCAGUCAGGGAUCUCCUAGCCCCAGGGUCUUCUGAGCGUCUGGCUGUAAGGCAGGGCCCAGCAGGUCAGGGGGGCAUCCAGGUGGCUGGCCUCACCUACUGGGAUGUGCCCAGCCUGGAGACGCUGCACCAGAUGCUGAGCCUGGGGAGGAGCAACCGGGCCACGGCUGCCACAGCCAUGAACCAACACAGCUCGCGGUCACACGCCCUGGUGACUCUGACACUGCGCGGGGCCUCGCCGCGGGGUCCUGGCACCGCAGGCACGCUGCACCUGGUGGACUUGGCGGGCUCCGAGCGGGCCUGGAAGACAGGGGCAGCCGGGCCAAUGCAAGGAGACCGCGAUGGUGCCCGGCGUCUGCGGGAAGCGCGGGCCAUCAACCGCUCGCUGCUGGCUCUCGGAGGCGUGAUGGCGGCUCUGCGGGCCCGCCGGCCUCACAUACCCUUCCGAGACUCUCAGCUCACGCGCCUGCUGCAGCCGGCUCUGGGACCCGGCGCCACUGCGGUGCUGUUACUGCAGAUCUCUACGCGGCCGGAGGACCUUGGGGAGACGGUGUGCUCACUCAAGUUCGCCGAAAGAGUGGGCCAAGUGGAGCUGGGGCCGGCCCGGCGCCGCAGGGCCCCGCGCUCCGGGACACCCUCCUCCCUCAGCACGGACACACCGCUCACCGGGACCCCCUGCACUCCCACGCCGUCCCCCGGCAGCCCUCCCAGCCCAGGCCCAGACAGUGGCUCCAGUCCGGCACUCGCACCCCCAGAGGACCUGCCUGCCUAAGCGUGCUCCAAAGAGUUUGGGAUCACGCCUCUGCCGGCAGAGGCUGCUAAGUCCCUAACCCUUACAACCUCUUCACUUUCGGGGACCCACUGCGCCCCACUCCCCACCCCUCACCCUUCAAUGCCCAGAUUGUCCUCACUCUGCCUGAAGGGGAGAGGAAUGUUUCGCCAGAGGAACGACUACCCCCCUCUCUUGGCCAGGAGCUUGCCCCCACCCCCUUAUCACCAUCUGCUGUUAUCUCGGCGCCCAGUGGGGGUCCCCAGUCGCUGAAGGCAGAUUCCAGCCAAGUGGUUCCCCAAGCCCCCACACCACCCCACCCCAGCCACCAAAAACCAGACUUGCCAUGCAAAUGUUGUUGUUCCUUUACUGUUCUCCCCACCACCGCAAAACCAGGGGAAAACCAAGGGGCAUCUUCACUCUCCGUCCACUUUCCCCCUAACGGUGCUACCUCCUUCCCCAUGGCAGUUGAAGAAGGACAGAACUUCUCAAGACUGGAGCCAUCAGGAUUUCCCUCUCCCUAGAGGCAGGGAGGGGCAGUGACAGAUGGUGAUGGAUGGAUGGAUGGAUGGUGGGUUGGUGGACAGAUAGCCUGGAAAGAGGGGACAUGGCUGGCCUUCUCCAAGCUGAGCUGGGCCCCUUCCAGCCUUGCCUCUCUGGGGGUUGGAUAGGCAGGCCUGAUCUGGGCCACAUCCCUUUGUGGGGUCCAAUAAACAUUGUGGACUCU